Messenger RNA from Pestalotiopsis fici W106-1, 1200 nucleotides. RefSeq lists its product as uncharacterized. Bases 1 to 1200 code for a protein of 399 amino acids. The transcript has 2 exons. NCBI's taxonomy places the organism in Eukaryota, Fungi, Ascomycota, Sordariomycetes, Amphisphaeriales, Sporocadaceae. Gene Ontology annotation, molecular function: oxidoreductase activity, acting on paired donors, with incorporation or reduction of molecular oxygen; monooxygenase activity; heme binding. The record is from RefSeq and is a predicted model, not a curated record.
AUGUUAGGAACCAUAGCACUUGCAGCCAUCUUGGUAUACACCUUGGCAUACCUUGUUCUAUGGCCCAUUGUUUUAUACUUUUGGGAUCCAAAGGGUGUUAGAAAGUAUCCGAAUUUCUCCCCGCUGUCUGGCAUUACCGGCUUUCGACACUGCUACCUAGCUGCUCAGGGGUUUCGCUCAAAGCAUUUGUACGAGGAGCAUGCCCGGCGAGGUGAGCCAGUCCUGAGAAUCGACCCAAACUCCCUCUCGUUCUGCGACACAAGAGCGAUCAAAGGAAUCUACGGCCAUGGCACCAAGUGCCUCAAAGAUCACAGUUAUGUGGUACUCGCUGGCUCUCACAGGCAACUCUUCGACGUCGUGGAUAAGAAUGAGCAUUCUCGAAAGCGGCGGCUCCUCUCUGCUGCGUUUGCAAUCAAACAUCUUGAAAAGUGGGAGUACAAGGUCACAUAUACAGCGGAGCGUCUUUUCAAGGCUUUUGACGCCAAGUGCACUCCCCCGCUCACCGCCUCCGUCCCCGAUCCUGAUGAUCUGAACCUCGACUUUGGUCACUGGAUUAAUCUUUGGACAAUCGAAGCCAUCAACUACAUCUGUCUUUCGUCGGAAAUGGAUCUGCUUGACACUGGCACUGACGGGGUCACUGCCGAGAGACGCGACGGCACCAUGUAUCGUGGGCGAUAUCGGUUCAGUAUGAACCAGAAUGCAUGGGCGCAAGCUGUCCUAGUAUGGGACUACAAGCUCUGGCCCUUGGUCAAGCGGCUGUCGCAGAUCAUCCCCAGCCAGUACCAAACCAAGUGGAAGAAUGGCGAGCCCUGGGACGACAUCAUUUACCACCAAGCUGCCUCGCGGCUCCGUCGUCACCAGGAUGGAGAAAAGCUCGACGACUUCUUCUCAUGUCUCAUGCACGACAAGGACGGCGAGCCAAACAACCUCGAAUGGGGCGAGAUUGUCGCCGAGAUUGCCCUCGAGCAUUUGAUCAAGCACCCCCAGUACAUGAAGGCCCUUCGCGAGGAAAUCGACGCCGUCAUGGGGCCGGACGAGGUCAUUGCGUCGUAUGAAAAGGUCAAGCACCUUCCGUACCUGCGCGCCGUCAUUGACGAGUCUCUCGCAUUAUCCCGUCCACCUCAGCUGGCCUGCCCCGUCGAACGCCGCCCGAGGGAUCGAGCAUCAUCGACGAGUGGAUCCCUGGCGAUACAAGUGUGA